Messenger RNA from Sinocyclocheilus anshuiensis, 2099 nucleotides. RefSeq names its product receptor-type tyrosine-protein phosphatase N2-like. The transcript is spliced from 14 exons. Gene Ontology annotation, biological process: regulation of secretion; insulin secretion involved in cellular response to glucose stimulus. Bases 195 to 2099 code for a protein of 634 amino acids. NCBI's taxonomy places the organism in Eukaryota, Metazoa, Chordata, Actinopteri, Cypriniformes, Cyprinidae. The record is from RefSeq and is a predicted model, not a curated record. Gene Ontology annotation, cellular component: synapse; secretory granule.
GCGCUGACCGUGGUGCUGAACGCGCCUCGCGCAUCUCAGAGUUGAGUACAGGAUACUGAGUACCAGAGCUUCACUUAUCUCACUAUCCUCCAUCUCAGUCGCUUCUGCCCAACUUCCGCUCUAAUCACAUCACCCCCUGAAACGCGAGAGCCGCUAUGCCGAAUUAACGAGAGCUGUUUGGGCUCGACGGGAGGAUGGCUUGUGUGCGCGCGCUGCUCCUCGCCUUGCUGUCUGUCCACGCGCUCGCAGCUGCAUCCGCGGACAGGAGACUCGGUUGUCUAUUUGAAAAUGAGGUAUGUGAGUCGUAUGAAGUCUGCAUCAACGAUGGGGUGUUUGGUCGAUGUCAGAGAUAUUCAGGUUCACUUAUCCACACUUACGAUGUGUCUGCAGCAGCUGUGCAGCAUUUGAGGAACAUUCUUCAGAAGCUGGCCCACCGAGGAUAUACUUGGCAGGAUGACACAACUCAGGAGGUAAUCUCAAAAGAGCUCUCACAACUACCCAAGGUUCCUCUUGAAGGAUUUACAAACACCUUUUCUCGUUUCAAUGGCAAUUCCAGGAAGCUGAAGACUCAGAAAGAAGAAGUGAGCAGGACACUGCAGAGGUACCUUCAAGGUUUCCUUCCUGCUGAUGUUGCCUCCUUCAAACAGAGUCCUCAAGGGCAGCAAGUGCUUUGGAAGUACAAGGGAGAUGGCCCCCGUAAUCACAAGGGUGUAAUCCAGCUCAAAGAGAAGCCUCUUUCACCCCACAUCUCCUUCCUACAAGGCCAGCCUGACCUCCAGGCCGUUGUGGAACAGCCCCCCCCAGGUCGAUCAUACUUCACUGGUUAUGAGCAGGAUCGUACUGGAGUACCUCUCGUUGAGCUUCAGCAGUAUCAAGCUGGGCCCAUGAGAGCACAAGAUCCUGGUAAAGGUCAAACACAGGGAAAACUGCGUUACUUCAGCCUUCAGCGCACUCCAGCUACCAAAAUAGAAAAACUGCCAGGAGCUUCCAAGCAACCUCCAAAGCCCCAAAUCGAAAAAUUGUUUUUCAAAUCUUCAGCAAGCAGCCCUGCUUACAAGGAAGCCCUCAGUUCAGUAGAUGAGAAGUUCAUUGAUGGUGUGGUUAACCAGCUCGGAUGUCAGAGCGUCAGUGUGGAUACUUUGACCCCAAAGGACCUGGACAAGCUCUCCAAAGUCAUCACCCAGGCCCUGCAGGUGGUGGAUGGAGUGGAAGGGGUCAAAGGUAGAGAAGCCACACAGGAUGAAGUGGAAGCAAAGAGGGAACCAAGUCAAGAGUUACAUCAGAUGGAGAAAGCAGAUGGUGACAGCACACAUAAAGAAGCAGAAGAUACUACCCUUAAAUCUGAUGAUAAGGACAAAGGUUUCAUCAGCCAGCUGCUAGAGUUCCUGGAUCAUAACUCUGGCCCUGGAUCUGUGUGUCCUCCCCAAGCAGAAGAGCCUUUUCUGGGGUACGUUGACCAGCCAAAUGCUGGAAGCCCAUUGAGGGCUAGUUUGGAGAAUGUCCAGAGCCGGACAACGCAAACAGAACUGGACCUGAUGAGGAAGAAAAUGGAACCUGACACUUUAGAUAUAGAGCCAAUGGAGGACGCUGAGGUAGCACAGUGGAUGCACGGUUCUCCGGAAGUGGAACCAGAGGUUCAAUCAGGAAAAGAGCCACAAAAACAUUUCAUGGAGAAGGAGGAGGUGGAAAAGAAGGGUGUGAGAGUGGAAGUGAAUGUUGCAGCAUAUUCAAGUCCACAUGAUGGAGAUUUUGGCUACAUUAUUACUGAAGAUUCGCUGUCCACUGAUCAGGGGCUGAACCUCAUGGAUCUCUUAGCUGAGAGAGUCAGCCUUCAUGUAACAGAUUUUCUACAGCUCUCGGUUCUGGGUCCAGCAGUAACCUUUCGAGUGCGCCCCAAUGCUCGAAACAUCAGCACGGCCCAGCUAGCCAGAGUGGCAGUUGAGCAGAAAGGACAGCUGGAGAAGGAGAGUGGUCUGCAGAUUCUUGAGGCUGGACUGAGUGAUGUAAGUCAGAUUGAGCAGAAAGGACAGCUGGAGAAGGAGAGUGGUCUGCAGAUUCUUGAGGCUGGACUGAGUGAUAAUCUGUCCCUUAACCCUUAA